Cercocebus atys (sooty mangabey) is the source of this 2909-nucleotide messenger RNA. RefSeq names its product mannosidase, beta A, lysosomal-like (gene MANBAL). The record is from RefSeq and is a predicted model, not a curated record. The transcript is spliced from 3 exons. NCBI's taxonomy places the organism in Eukaryota, Metazoa, Chordata, Mammalia, Primates, Cercopithecidae. Bases 1814 to 2071 code for a protein of 85 amino acids. Gene Ontology annotation, cellular component: membrane.
AAAUAUUUGCAUACAUUAAAAAGUUUACUCUUUGUGCUGUCAAGUUUUUUGGGUUUUGACAAAUGCUUAAUAUUUUGUAUUCCUAAUUAUGGUGUCAUACAGGAUAGUUUCCCCUCCUUCAGGGAUUAUUUUUAACUUCUUUCAGAUUUCACCUCAGCAUUCCUGUUGCUUUUCUCCAAAAUAUAUCUAUAAGCUGAGAAUUUACCACCUCCAUAGCUACCACCCUGGUACAAGUGUGUCUUUUGACUGUUAAAGUAGCCUCUUCACUGGUCUCCUUGCUUUCAGUCUUGUCCCCUACAGUCUAUUGUCAACAGAACAGCCAGAGGCAUCAUUUUGAAAUGAGUCAGACCAUGUGAUUUCUUUGCUAAGAACCUUCCAGUAGCUCCCUUUUCACUCAGAGAAUGGCCAGAGUCCUCAUAACGGCCUGCAGCUUGCUUACUUGACUGUUCUUGAUCAUGACGCUUAUUCCUGCCUCGGGAACUUGGCCCUUGCUGUCCCUCCAUCCUGGGAUACUCUGGCAGAUGUUUAAAUGACUUAUUCCUUUGCUUUCUUCUUUCCUCUGUUGAAAUGUCACCUUCGCAGAGAGGCCCUUCCCCGACCACUUCAUAUUAAAUAGUGCCCUCUUCCUCCUUCCUGUAUGUAUUGUAAUACUCACCCCUGACAUUGCAUGUGUAUGUGUGUGUUUGAGUACUUCCAGUUGAAUGGAAACUCCGUGACAAGGACUAGACCAGUGCCUGGCACAUAGUAGAUUCACAGUAAAUAUUUGUCCAAUGAAUUAAUGUCUUCUGUCAGCAGUGUCUGGCACUCAGGGGUGAACUUUGCAGUGUCUAGUAACCUCACGAAAUUAUUUGCCUCGUUCAGUAAUAAAUAAUUAGGCACCUUUUGUUAAAUUCUGAUAGAGGUAUGAAAGUCUCCCGGUGUAUGAAAACCUCUACCCGUAAGCAAGUCUGGAGCAGGACAAGGCUAGAGGCCAGGAUAGCAGCUCUGCCCUGACUCACCAGUAGAGUCUAGGGAAACCUCGUGGCCUCUCAGCUCCUCCUUGUUGUUAAAUGAUGACACUGUUGGUUGAGGCAUCUGCUCUUGCUUUCAAGGUGGGAAACAGAGGCAUAGGCUUAGUCAUUUACCAGAUAUUUACGAGUCAGGACCUGGCAUAAACUCAAGAUAUACUCAAGAUCCUUGCUGUUCAAGAGAUUACAAUGGAUCAAGUAGAAAACAGUAGAUUCCAGUGUAAUAUUUCUCAAAGAAUAAGAAACAGCAUUCUAAAAUUUGAUCCAGCACAUACAUGCUCAGAUGUAGAUGGGUAUUUAAAAAGCUUCAGCAUAUAAUACCGGCCCUUAAUGUGAUACUCUCUGAUAUUUUCUAUUGUUAUUUACCUACUUAAAUAAAGUGCUGCCUAAUAAAAGAAAAAAUGCUGGUUGCAGCCCCCUAAAUGGUUUUCGUGGCUCACUAAUGGGCCACAGCCUACAGUUUGAAAACAAUUGACAUAGUGGGUAAGAGCCCUGGCUCUGGAGAAGCCGGCCCCUUUGAAUCUUGCCUUUGCCACUUACCAGCCAGGUUAUCCCUGGGUAGGUCACAUAACCUCUCCAAGCCUUGGUUUCCUCAUCCUCAUUAGUAAUACCACCUCCCAGCGUGGUGGCGAAGUGCAUGAGUUGCUGCCUGUAAAGUGCUGUUCACAACACCUGGCCAUUCAUUUGCCGACUGCUGCUGCUGCUGGAGCAAUGGCCGGGGAACAAAGCCUGUCACAGCGAGUUGAAGGGUUGGCUCUGAAGAGUGGUGAGUCAGAAGAGACAUCAGGCAGCCAGCAACUUGGGCCAUGGCCUCUGACCUAGACUUCUCACCUCCGGAGGUGCCCGAGCCCACUUUCCUGGAGAACUUGCUACGGUACGGACUCUUCCUGGGAGCCAUCUUCCAGCUCAUCUGUGUGCUGGCCAUCAUCGUACCCAUUCCCAAGUCCCACGAGGCGGAGGCGGAACCGUCUGAGCCCAGAAGUGCUGAGGUGACGAGGAAGCCCAAGGCUGCUGUUCCUUCUGUGAACAAGAGGCCCAAGAAAGAGACUAAGAAGAAGCGGUAGAAGAGGAGGCCCGAGGAGCCGGGCAGGCAGGGAGAGGGUCUUGGGGACAGCCCUCCUGGGAAUCUACAUCCUGUUCCCCCCCAUCCCAGGCUCGGGAUCUGAGGAGGCUGUGACGCCCUCGGACCACAGAGAUCUAGACAGUCAUGACAGUCCCUAGGCUCCAGCUCGGCAAUCCAUCACUUCCUCUUCCUUCUGCUUCUGUGACGGUUUAGAGUCAAGGGGACUGAAACUGUGAGCAUAGACUGUAUUAGGUUUGUUCAGAAGCCAGUUCAGCUCACAGAGUCACAUUUUCUUAAUUAGUCAUGUGUCCAUCCUUGAGUCGCCCCCUCCUUGUGGGUUUACACUACAUUUUGGCGUCAUUAUCUAAUGCUGACAAGCACACCCUCUCCCAUUAUUUGUGCACUGCAAAUCUCCUGCUAAUCAGUCACUUUUGUUGCUGCUGUGUAAACAGAGCCAGGCCUCACCUGUUUGUUUAGGCCAAGAUGCCAUGGCCAUGCAAUGUUAGUGAUCCCACUGGCUGCGACAGCCAGGCCCAGAAAAUGCCUGGCGUGAGAGCCAGCAGACGGCCAGGCCAGGGUAGGCAGUGCCUGCUUCUGCUCCAUCAGGUGCAGGGUAUUUGGCUGAAGGUGUGCAUAUUUCCUGGGCACAAACUUCCUGAGCCUCUGAAAUGGGAGGCUCAUCAAUUUCAGACCAACCUCUUUUCAACCCAUCAUAGCACAUUCAAGGUGUGCCUUUUACUUCUACUUGUACAUCCCCCAUCCCUUCAAUUCUUUCAUUCCCUGACCAGUGAGCGAGUUCCUCGGGGAAGUGUGAAUAAACUGACAUGCAAGCUUCAGAA